AUGAUCGCCGCUCUGAAUCCCGCAGUCUCUCAGCAACAGCAGUAUCCAAUGCCUGAUGAUCUCGAGGAAAGGCUUUGCCCUGGUUGUAAACUCUCGGUUGUAUCGGAAGAAGGUGGGCUGGUCGUUGCAUUCGGCCAAUGUUUCUUCCACGUAAACUGCUUUAAAUGCGCCAAAUGUAACGACAAAGUCACUGCAGACACUAAUCUGCUACUGCUCUCCGAUGGCUCUCCAAUCUGCGCCAACUGUUCCUACGCUUGUAACGUCUGUAAACAGCCAAUUCUUGACGAAGCUAUCAUGACCGGUGACGAUGCAUACCAUGCUCAUUGCUUUAAAUGCAAAGUCUGCAAGAACCGGAUUGAUGAACUCGUCUUUGCCAAAACUAGCCAGGGCAUAUAUUGUAUGGAUUGUCAUAACGAGCGUAUGAUAAAGAUUAGGAAACAUACCCAGAAGAAAGCAGAGCGCGAUCGGGAGAGGCAGGCCGCACAGGCAGCCGCGUAUAAUGAACUUGGCGUCGGCGGAGCCAACAAAGGUGGAAGUGUAUCUACUAGUCAUCGCGACAGAGAGCUCAGGGCUAGGGAAAUGCUCGGAAAGGAUACAUCAUCGCAGACCCUUCAAUCAUCUCGCAGCACUGAAUUCUCGCUCAACGGACAUCCAUCUCAUCCCCUUCGUGCACCGCAUGCGAAUAAGGCCUCCGAAUUUUCCCGUAAUAACCAGUCAUCAGUAUUUCACCCACCCCCUCGCACUUCAUCUGUCGAUAGCGCCAGCCAACGCCCUACUCCGUCCAAGAAUCACUCUAUGCCUGUUGCUCUAGAAGAGCCGUCUUUAUCUAAUCACCCUGCAGUUCCUUCACUCUCUGUUCCUCUUACCACUAAUGGCGGUCUUCAUGUCACGUCCACCCGGGACAAGCGCCGCUCAAUUAAUCCGGGAUUGGUUAUCAAGCCACCCGGAGAGCCUUCUACCGCUUCAUCCUCCUUAUCACCAAUCCAACGCGAGCCGCCUUCACCAGUGAAUGACUUAUUCGGCGGCUCUCCAACCUCAGUGAAGGCAACCUCGCCAUUUAGAGAAAACUUUCCAUCCAGUCGACCAUCGUCCGCUGCGUCUAACAAUUCGGCUAAUGUUCAUCGCCAACGUAGUAGGCCGACAUCUGCGAUGUCUUCGUCCUCGGUUGGAGCCGCUACGUCUACAAAUGGAGAUGAAUCAACCGUAACCAUGCGUCCAUCUCCAUCACCACUGCGUCCUACUACACCUCAUGUUUCUUCCUCUACCCGUCCGAAUUCUGCAAAUAGUCUUCAAAAACCGGAAAGAUUCUCCGGGAGAUUGAGUUCUCGUCCUGGCUCUGCUGCCGGCAGGGAUAGACCCCCAUCCCGUGCGGACGUACCGAGAAGCGUAGAAAGCACUACUGAUGAAGACGACGAUGACGAAGAGAAACAGGAAAUAAAAAGUUCUCGCUUCGACCGUGCUCCUCAGCGGUCUAUGACCGAUGACUCAGCCAAAUAUUCUCUAAUUGAUGCUUAUAGCGGAGUGGCAGCAGACUCUACAACGUAUACAGAUAAAGAACCACAUCAGAGGACUUUCAGCGUAGAAAGUGUACCUCCUAUGCCGCCUCCCAAAGAUUCAAAAGUGGGUCCUCCAGCACCUUUGUCGACGCUACCAAAACGGGUGUCUUCCUCUAGUCAUGGUCCAAUCUCCGCAAUGUCAGAUCCUCCUUCCCUAACUCCAGAACCCCAUGCUCUCCUCAGCGUACCUAGUCCCAAAUCUCUUAACACUCCCACUGGUACUGCCGGACUAUCCGUCCCAGUUAUGUCACGGAAUGACUCAUCUCACAGUAACACCAGCGCUUCUACUUCUGGUCCCGGUGAAGUCUCUGACACUGAAACAACCGAAACCACAGCUGAGGAUAAGGAACUUCUAGAUGCAGAGAUUGAAGCCGAGGAAAAUGGUGAAGAGUCAGGCAACCGUGCAACUGCAACUUUCAUUGCACCUGCCCUCCCUCCGAUUCGCUUCUCCCUCAAUGCCGCAGAUUUUUCGGAUCUCUUCACUUCCGUUGGAGGAAACAUGAAUUCACUCAAAAAUUUUGACACGUUGGCUACAGUGGCAGAGAAUCACAGUUCAGAGAGGAAGCUAUGGGAUAUUACUCCUUCGACACCGCCACCAUCUGCUGCGUCAGUCCAGCCGAACACGAUGUCGCAGACUUUAAACGUCCAAUCCGUACGAGUAGUACCAGACUUGCCCGGCCCUGAACCUACAUCAUCGUCAACAUUGAUGCCUGUUCAUAAUGAGUUCUCCUCGAGCGUAUACUCCUCAGCUCAUGAUCCAACAUCCGUUGUUGGAACUGCAGAAGAAAGUGUUCCCAAUUCAGAAGAUGGACAUUCAUCCAAUUCGGAUCAUCAUAGUAAAAAGGAGAAAGGAGGUCUAUUGAGGAAAGUGUCCUUUGGGAAAAGGAAUAAGCUCGACCGCAGUGCAUCGUCGUCAAGAGCUUUGAGAGAAAGGGAAAAGAGAGUCACGGAAGCGAUGCCAGUGCCUUUGAACUCAAAGGCUGGCCUGACAGCUCCUCCUUUGAGCCGAACCAUCUCGGAACCACAAGUCAAAAACAUCUCCGACGAGACGCCACCUUCAACGACAAUCAUGGUUUCACCUCCGGCAGAUGCAAAGGAAGAAGCGAAAGAGCCAAUAUCUGCUGCUGAUCUUGUACUUCAGAGACUUCAGGAUGUAUUAGCUGAUGCGACCGAUCGAGGUGCACAGCAGAUGAAGUUUGAUCGUGGCUUUGUCGAAGCAAUUGUGAACGCCAUGGCAACGAAGAAGGCAGACUACGUGGAGGCCCGGAAACAAAUUGACAGUAUGAAGCGCGCGAGUAAGCAAUAUAUUGACGGUAUCAGUGUGGCGCAGACUGAGUACGACCGCGAAUUGAAAGCCCGUCGCGAUGCAGAAGCAGAAGUCACUCGACUUCGCGUCCUGCUUUCUGGUCAAGCAGCACGAUUGACUGCUUUGACCGGUGACUCGAGAAGACAGGAAUUAAGGCAACAAAUGUCAAAGGAACUCCACGAAAACUUGAAUGGUUUGGAGCGUGACUUGAGCAAACUGAAAGUGGAACGGGACGUCACAUUAGCGGAAGUUGAGGAAUUAAAUGCUGUCAGUCUGUAUCCAGAUGUCCUUGGCGCUAACACUUUCUUCAUUGGCAGUUCUAUUAGCGGUGUUACUUCCGAACCACCUGCUAAUCUCAGUCGUAGCUUGACCAAACGACUCGACAAUCUCAAAAGUCAGUAUCAACGCGAUCUUGUACCCUUAACCCAACAACGUGAGGCCUUAACUCGGGAGGUCAUGGAGCUGAAGGCUGCCCGUGAUGUUUUCUUGGAAGAAACCACUGUGUUGAAUGCACGUAAUGAAGAGCUGGCUCAGCUGAGUGCACAAUAUUCCCGUCGAGUUGCCAUGGCCCCUCCCAAUGCUCCCUCGAACUCGAAUGGAACCGAGACACCUUCUAAAAAUAUUGGGCCCAUGAUCGUAGAGACCCCAGUACGAAUAGAUUCCCGGAAUAUUCAACAACAACAGACCCCACAACAGACGCACCAGUUAUCGGCGUAUUCUUCCGUUGAAGAGUUCGACGCUCGCAAGACUAAAGUGGAGGAAACACAUACACCAUCCCGGGGUCCCGUCAAGGUCUUCAAGUGGGGCUCGAGAGCAAAAGAAGUAUCGGCUCCUAUUGCUCAGUCAGUCACAGAGAAAGUUAAGAUAGGACAUAUGGAACAUAGCUUUCAACCGUUAAGUCUGCUACGCUUUACGCGAUGUGACCACUGUGGAGAGAAGAUGUGGGGCUCUCAGCUGCGUUGUAUGGGAUGUAGCAUUUCUGUGCAUACGCGUUGUGUGAACCAAGUACAUUCGGCUUGCUCUCCACAAACACAUAAUUCGAAUGGUGGUGGUAAUAAUGAGGAUUCUCAGCUUCUACCACCAUCAAUGUUCGGUCGAGAUCUGAUAGAGCAAGUCCUGGCUGAUGCUAAAGGCGGUUCAAGAAAGGUGCCUGUCAUUGUCGAAAAGUGCAUAGAAGCAGUUGAGAAGUUAGCAAUGGACUAUGAAGGCAUCUACCGAAAGACUGGUGGGUCUGGGCAAUCCCGAAUAAUCACACAACUUUUCGAGCGUGGAGACUACCAAGCAUUUGACCUUUUGGACUCGGAUCGCUUCAACGACAUUUGCAGCGUCACAUCCGUGCUGAAGACUUACCUUCGUUCACUUCCUGUACCACUACUUACGCAUGACCUACAUGAUCAAUUCAUGUCUGCAGUCGAAAUUCGGGAUCCUGUCUUGAAGAACAGUACAUUGACCGAAUUGGUGAACAAUCUUCCCCCAGAGCAUUAUCAUACAGUACGAAUGUUGAUGCUGCACCUUAAUCGAAUAUGUCAGCUUUCAGAGGUCAACCUGAUGAACGCCCGUAACCUUGGAGUCGUUUUUGGCCCUACUUUAAUGAGGUCGCGAAAUCCCGGCGCGGAGUUUAGUGAUAUGGCAGGCAAAGCAUUAUCAAUCGAAUGGUUGGUCGAAAGUGCACCACAGGUGUUCAAUACACCAACGGACCUAUAA
Molecule: messenger RNA, 4566 nt
Organism: Lentinula edodes (shiitake mushroom)
Lineage: Eukaryota; Fungi; Basidiomycota; Agaricomycetes; Agaricales; Omphalotaceae
Exons: 8
Coding region: 1-4566 (1521 amino acids)
Biological process (GO): signal transduction
Source: RefSeq, a predicted model, not a curated record